Messenger RNA from Cucurbita moschata (crookneck pumpkin), 1479 nucleotides. RefSeq names its product F-box protein 7. Gene Ontology annotation, biological process: SCF-dependent proteasomal ubiquitin-dependent protein catabolic process. The transcript has 11 exons. The coding region runs from base 192 to 1175 and encodes 327 amino acids. Gene Ontology annotation, molecular function: protein binding. Gene Ontology annotation, cellular component: SCF ubiquitin ligase complex. The record is from RefSeq and is a predicted model, not a curated record. Lineage: Eukaryota; Viridiplantae; Streptophyta; Magnoliopsida; Cucurbitales; Cucurbitaceae.
GGGAGAGGGGGACAGGGACCAGAAGGUUGGGGGUUAGAUUACAGCCCCACGAUCAGAAUCUUAAAUUACGUACCAAUUCAGAACAAAAGGGAAAUCGAGGCUGGUUUCGGUUGAUUUCUCUUCAAUUUUUCCUACAGGUUUGAGGAUUUUACUCAAAAUCAUUCUACAAGGGAAGAAUCCAUUGCGCACUCAUGGCUUCAGAUUAUGCGUUGAAGGUCCCUGCUGAACUCGAAUCAGCUUUGCGGUUGAAGACUGUUCAAUACUUCAUUACAAAAAGGCCGUGGCUUGAUCUCUAUGGGGUUAAUGUUAGACCUGUUGCGCCAUUUGGAAGUUCCAGUCGUCAGCCAUUUGUUGAUCCAGCAUUAAUACAUCGAUGCUUGCCUGAUGAGCUACUGUUUGAGGUCUUUGCCAGAAUGACGCCUUUUGACCUGGGACGGGCGUCAUGUGUCUGUCGAAAAUGGAGAUACACUAUUCGCAAUCCUGUAUUCUGGCGUGGUGCUUGCUUGAAGGCUUGGCAGCUCUCUGGUGUGGUUGAAAACUACAAGUUUUUGCAUCAUAUGUAUGAUGGGUCUUGGAGAAAAAUGUGGCUUUUACGGCCAAGGAUCCGCACCGAUGGUCUUUACGUUAGCAGGAAUACGUAUAUACGAGCUGGGGUUGCAGAGUGGAAGAUUACCAAUCCAGUUCACCUGGUCUGCUACUUCCGUUACAUCAGAUUUUUUCCUUCUGGGCGGUUUCUCUACAAGAAUUCUUCACAGAAGAUCAAGGAUGUGGCUAAGUGCAUGAACUUUCGUGCUUCAAAAGCAGACUGUAUUUUUGGUGGACACUAUACCUUGUCAGAUGAUAAGGUUGAAGCUGCUGUUUUGUACCCGGGCGCACGUCCUACUGUGCUCAGAAUCCGUAUGAGGCUGAGAGGAACCUCGACAGGGGCUAACAACCGAAUGGAUCUAUUGACCCUCGUUACCAGCGGUAUGAACAAUAAUGAGGUUAGUGAUCCAGAAGAAGAUAUCCUUGGCAUAGUGGAAAGGUGGCGGGAUGAUGAAACGCACAACCCAGAUGUGCCUGCAGUUUCUCAUAAGCGGGGUCUGACACCUUUUAUAUUUGUUCCUUUUGAUCAGGUGGAAACAUCAGAACUAAACUUGCCUGUAGAGAAGAUGGACUAUUUUUUACCUGGCUGAUGCUCCAACUUUACUGCAUCUUUCUGUAUAUAUUAGUCAGUCCAGCCUUAGAGAUCAUAUUUAUUUAUUUAUUUAUUUCCCGGUCGUCUUACAUGCUGCCUGUGUAUAAAUAACGAAGCACGUGAAGUUGCCCGAAAACGUGACAAUUUCUUUGUUUCCUCUCGUUCUUGUUGUAUCAUUGCAGUAUUAUACGAUUGUGUUGCAGAAGCUGCAAAAACGAUGCCCGAGUUUGUUUAUGAACUGAAUGGUACCUUAGAUUGAAGAUUGUAAAUGUUUAAAUGGCUACUAGGCUUGUUUAAGAACA